AUGUAUGUUAUCGCCGCCACUACAUUCACAGUCUUUCUUUCCGGUACUUUCUACCCCAGUCUGUCCAUAUCUAUCUAUCUAUCUAUCAAUCUAUCUAUCUAUCUAAUAAUAAUAAUAAUAAAGGAAGCCAAUAAUGAAUUCUAUCUAUCUAUCUAUCUAUCUAUCUAUCUAUCUAUCUAUCUAUCUAAUAAUAAUAAUAACACUGGUCUUUACUAUUUCUCACCCGUUUCUUUCUUUCUUUCUUUCUUUCUUUCUUUCUUUCUUUCUUUCUUUCUUUCCCCUAAUUAUUUUUCUUUCUUUCUUUCUCUCUUUCUAUUGUAUCAACCCUCUUCUUCUUCUUCUUCUUCUUCUUCUUCUUCUUCUUCUUCUUCUUCUCCCCUUUUUUCUUCUUGCUUUUCUUCUACUACAAACAUUUCUAUUGUUUUCCCGCCAUUUCCUGCUACCUUGUAUUUUUCUUUACUUCUUUCUCUCUUUCUAUUGUAUCAACCUUCUUCUUCUUCUUUUUCUUCUUCUUCUUCAUGCUUUUCUUCUACUACAAACAUUUCUAUUGUUUUCCAGCCAUUUCCUGCUAUCUUGUCCUAUAUUUUUUACAACUCUUCCUUAAAUACACACGAGAUUCUCUCUAUCUCCUUACCCCUUCCUCUGCUUAAUCUCUCACUUUCCUUCCUCCACUCUCUCCUGCUCAUUCUCUCUCUCACUCUCUCUCUCCCCCCUCUCUCUCUCGGAUUAUACAGUGAACAUUACGAGGUCAUCAUAUGCGGAUCAUGCAGUGAACAUUACGAGGAUAGCAUGUGCGGAUUAUACAGUGAAUAUUCGUCCUAUAGCACAUAUUUAUGUAAACCAAUUCCUUUCUAUCUAUCUAUCUAUCUCAGUCUCUGUUCAUAUCUAUCUAUCUAUCUAUCUAUCUAUCUCAGCCUCGGUUCAUAUCUAUCUAUCUAUCUAUCUAUCUAUCUAUCUCAGCCUCUGCUCAUAUCUAUCUAUCUAUCUAUCUAUCUAUCUCAGCCUCUGCUCAUAUCUAUCUAUCUAUCUAUCUAUCUAUCUAUCUAUCUAUCUAUCUAUCUAUCUCAGCCUCUAUAUAACAUAAUAAAUUCAUUCUCUUUUCUCCUUCUUCUCUUUUCAUUCUUUUUCCACCGUUAUUCCCUUUCUCACGCCGCUCCUCUCUCUUUUUCUUUUUCCUUUUCUUUUCCUUCUCUUUUCCCACUUGUCUUCUUUUAUACUCUCUCCAUUCAUUCUGUCAUGUCCUCUCCUUUUCUCUGCAUCAUUCUCAGUCAUUCUCUUUAUUUCUCUUCUCUUUCAAUCUCUUUGCUGUUUUAUAUUUUCCCUUCUCUCUUUCACUUUUACUUUUACUCUUCCCUCUAUUUCCCACCUUGUCUCUUUUCUUUUCCUUCUUUAUGUUUCAUAUCCCUUCUUUCUUUCUUUCUUUCUUUCUUUCUUUCUUUCUUUCUUUCACAGGGUAAGUCACAUUAUCUAUCUAUCUAUCUAUCUAUCUAUCUAUCUAUCUAUCUAUCUAUCUGUUUCAUUCUCUUCAUAUCUAUCUAUCUAUCUAUCUAUCUAUCUAUCUAUCUAUCUAUCUAUUCCAUUCUCUUCAUAUCUAUCUAUCUAUCUAUCUAUCUAUCUAUCUAUCUAUCUAUCUAUUCCAUUCUCUUCAUAUCUAUCUAUCUAUCUAUCUAUCUAUCUAUCAUAUUCUAUCUAUCUAUCUAUCUAUCUAUCUCAUUCUAUUCAUAUCUAUCUAUCUAUCUAUCUAUCUAUGUAAACCAGCUCAUAUCUAAUAUACAUAUUUAUGUACGCAUAGUUAACAUCUAUCUAUCUAUCUAUCUAUCUAUCUAUCUAUCUAUCUAUGUGACAGUUAAUAUGGAACAACUCAAUUUUCUUUCUUUCUUUUUUCUUCUUUCUUUCUUUCUUUUUUCUUUUUCUUUCUUUUUUCUUUUUCUUUCUUUCUUUUUUCAUUUUCUUUCUUUCUUUUAUGUUUCUUUCUUUCUUUUUUCUUUUUCUUUCUUUUUUCAUUAUCUUUCUUUCUUUCUUUAUUUCUUUCUUUAUUUAUUUAUUUAUUGCAAUAGUCAUUUCAUGUCUUAA
Acanthosepion pharaonis is the source of this 2073-nucleotide messenger RNA. The record is from the annotation of a GenBank genome assembly. Lineage: Eukaryota; Metazoa; Mollusca; Cephalopoda; Sepiida; Sepiidae.